Molecule: messenger RNA, 2554 nt
Organism: Adelges cooleyi (spruce gall adelgid)
Lineage: Eukaryota; Metazoa; Arthropoda; Insecta; Hemiptera; Adelgidae
Exons: 9
Coding region: 210-1457 (415 amino acids)
Source: RefSeq, a predicted model, not a curated record
AUGUGCCGGCCACACGUACGCCAUUGUACACCCAACGACCGGGCAAGAAACCGCCGAGAUCGCCAUCGGGACAUUUUUGUAAAAGCGCCAUUUUUCGGCAACGAUUUCAAUUCUUUUCAAACAUUUUUGCUCCAAAAAAAUUAAAAUGCCGACGACAAAAACGGUUAAUUCGGUACGGUAAACGUUCGUUUUACUGCCGUCCACCGACCAUGCGGGCCGUACACGCGGUGUUGGCCGCCCUCACGUUGGCCUGCUGUCCGCCCGCCCUGCCGGUCCGGGCCGUUUGCUUGCACACUUCCCGCGACGUACAGGCCCAGACUCGGGCCACCGAAGUGGUGGGCAAAGUGUUGGCCAUGAGCGUGUGGCCCGAGCCCGGCGGCCUGGCCGGCGGACACUUUGCCGUGAUGGCCGUUUACAAGGGCGCCAAGACGCUGAAACAAAUGUUGCACAUCAGCGGCACCGACCUGUUCAACAUAAGCGACAAACGAGUAAACGUGACCGGAUUUCGAAACGACAACUCGGGUGACGGACAUCGAGCUUGUGGCGCCAGUUUAACGGUAGGCACGUACUUUGUGUUAUUUGCGGACGUGGCGGACGGCCGUUUGGUCGCCAAAGAAGGGCAAGGGGCGCUGGUCGAGUGGACCGACGACAACGAGAGAUCCGUUUGGCGUGGACUAGGUUGGGGCGAUUGGAGUGAUUGGUCUGCAUGCAACGUUUCGUGCAACACCGGCUUACAGUUCAGACAGAGGCGAUGCCUGAAAUGCGGACAGGGGCACAACAAGGAAUUAAGAAAGUGCAACGACUUCCCGUGCAACGGCGCCAUGGAGCUCGUAGCGCCAGGAGACAACGUGCGCACUGUCGGUGGCAAUCUCGAAGGUCUCCACAGAGGGUUGAGCCUACCAAGUAGAACAAGUUUUCCUGACACGUUUUCUCUAAUAGUUAGCCUCAGAGUACUGCCCAAAGUUGAUUUUGGCACAGUGUUCCAUUUGUCUUCGACGGCUGGUCCAACCAAGACCGUCAUACUCGAAGUCAGUGGGCCAGAUCUACUACGAGUGUCGGUCAACACUCAACAAUCCAACAGGUCGGUGCUGAUCGCCGCAGUUCUAGCCGAUGGUGUUACUCAUCAGCUGGGUUUGGGUUUUCAAGACGAUGAGGUUAUUGCAUAUAUGGAUUGUCGAUGGGUGACUACCGAGACGUUGAUGGAAAAUUCAUUUGCCCCUUCGCCUGAGUACGACACGGACGUUUUUGAAGAAUCGCUAACGGCUGAUCUGAUACAACUAAUUGUCGUACCAGACUCAACGGCGGUUUCUGAUCAGUGUACGGUAUUCAGGAUAGCAGAACUGGACUCGGAGCUCAUCAAACCCAAAAUAAGAGACAAAUCUCAUCGUGGCGGCAACGAUUUGGGCAACGAUGAAGUCCAAUCGAAAAGACUAUCAAAACAUUUCAAACUCGUGUGAUCUGAAGCGAGGAAUUCUACAGUCAACCAUUAAGUAUAACAAAGCUGUCGUGUGCGACUUUCAUGAUGUCUAAGUAUAAUCAUUUUUGUAAACGCAAUCCAUAAAUUUUAUCUACACUCGUGUGUACCUACUUGGAUACAUACAUAUAUAUAAUAAUUAAUCAUAACAAGAACUGUACAUGAAAAUAAUUAUUAUUUUGAUUUUUUCGCUGUAUAAGAUAUUUUGUACAUAAUAACGAACAAACUGCUGUUUGUGAAUGAAAUUCACGUCCAAUCUAAACUGGUCUUAUCUCGAUUUACGUUUGUGCUAUAAUGUAAUAACUGUAAUUAUAAAAAAAAUUGAGAAUAAUCUCAAAACGGUUAUUGCAUCUAUUUAUUUCCGCACUUGAUAUUUCACAAUACGGACCAAAAAAAUAAAACCAAAUAAUCUCAUAUAUUAUUUUUUUUAUUGUAUUUAACAUUAAACAAUCGUUGGUAAUUAUGCAAAAGUAAUCCGAUAUCGCUUCAAAAGAAAUAAUCCAUUAGCAUUCAAAGGUCAAUAUAUACAUGGACACAACAAUCAACCUGUUGUUUAAAAGCUUAUCCGACGUUAUGUAAUUGACAGCCUAUAAAUGCUGCUAGUGCUCAUACUCAAUUUAUUAACAAUAAUUUAUACUAUAAUAUUAUAUUGUAUUGUCAAAAACCCUUGAGUACUUUUUACGCUCUGUAUAUUAUCUUAUUAUGUAUAUUAUAAUAUUGUAUAAACACUAUUUGGUUUAGCCGAAACUCGCCGCUCGACAAGGUAUACAGAUUUAAAUUCAAAAACGAUUAUGUUACAUACUAUUUUUAAUGAUUAUUAUUAAAUUUAUCACUCAAGUAGUUGACUAAACCACCGGUAUAAAAAGCGAAACUUCAUAAAUAUUAUAAUAUUGUAAAGUGUAUUAUGUAUUUACUAUUGUUGUUAACUUCCUAGGCAUAGCACUGCAACGGUAUGACAUAAUUAUUAUUGUGUAGAAUAUAAAUAGCGUUUUUUAUUUUAGAAAUGUCAUUUUAAUUUCCCUUUAAUUUAUUGUGUACAUAAUAUAAUACCUAAUUAAUAAAAUAUGUAAACCAUGUUGA